AUGUGCGGCAUUUUCGCCUAUAUCAACCACUUGGUGGAGAAAGACCGCAAGCAGGUCAUCGACAUCCUCGUCACCGGUCUCGCUCGUCUCGAGUACAGAGGCUACGACAGUGCCGGUAUCGCUAUUGACGGCGACACGGAGAAGGACACGCUCAUCUUCAAGCAGGUCGGCAAGGUCGCCGCCCUCCGCAAGCACAUCGAUGAGUCGCACAUCGACCUCCACAAGGUCUCCAUCUCCCAGAUGGGCAUGGCCCACACCCGCUGGGCCACCCACGGUCAGCCAAGCCCCAUCAACUGCCACCCGCACAGGUCCGAUCCCACCAACGAAUUCACCGUCGUCCACAACGGCAUCAUCACCAACUUCCGCGAGCUCCGCAUGGUCCUCGAGAAGCGCGGCUUCAAGUUUGAGAGCGACACCGACACAGAGGCCGUAGCCAUCCUCUGCAAGUACCUCUACGACUCGGCACAGGGCCGCAAGCCCGACUUUACCUCGCUCAUCAAGUCCGUCCUCAAGGAACUCGAGGGCGCCUUCUCCUUUGUCUUCAAGUCCGUACACUUCCCCGGCGAGGUCGUCAUCGCACGUCGCGGUUCGCCCCUCUUGAUCGGUGUCAAGACCGAGAAGAAGCUCAAGGUCGACUUUGUCGACGUCGAGCUCGGCGGCGCCGUCGAGGAGAGCGGUUUCGGCGACGCCGGCCUCCUCGCCCCUCCCGGCGGCGACCCCUCGGGCCCCGGCUCCCUCUCGGUGCCCAACGCCAACAACAAGCUACUCCGCUCCCAGUCCCGCGCCUUCCUCUCCGAGGACGGCCUGCCCCAGCCCAUCGAGUACUUUAUCGCCUCGGACGCCUCGGCCGUCGUCGAGCACACCAAGCGCGUCCUCUACCUCGAGGACGACGACGUGGCCCACAUCGCCGAGGGCGAGCUCCACAUCCACCGCCUCCGCAGGAACGACGGCCUCAGCUCCAUGCGCUCCAUCGAGACGCUCGAGAUGGAGCUGGCAGAGAUCAUGAAGGGCUCCUUCGACCACUUUAUGCAGAAGGAGAUCUACGAGCAGCCCGAGUCCGUCGUCAACACCAUGCGUGGCCGCGUCGACUUUGACAAGCGCCAGGUCAAGCUCGGCGGACUCACCGCCUUCCUCAACACCAUCCGCCGCUGCCGCAGAAUCGUCAUGACCGCCUGCGGCACCUCGUACCACUCGUGCCUCGCCACCCGGGCCAUCUUUGAAGAGCUCACCGAAAUCCCCGUCUCGGUCGAGCUCGCCUCGGACUUCCUCGACCGCAAGACGCCCAUCUUCCGUGACGACGUCUGCGUCUUUGUCUCGCAGUCCGGCGAGACCGCCGACACCAUCCUCGCGCUCCGAUACUGCCUCGAGCGCGGCGCCCUCUGUCUCGGCGUCGUCAACACCGUCGGCUCCACCAUGUCGCGCGAGACCCACUGCGGUAUCCACAUCAACGCCGGCCCCGAGAUCGGCGUCGCCUCCACCAAGGCCUACACGUCGCAGUACAUUGCUCUCAUCAUGAUGGCCGUCCAGCUGUGCGAGGACAGGAUCUCGAUGACCGAGCGCAGGAACGCCAUCAUCGACGGCCUCCACGCCCUCCCCGCCCAGAUCAAGAGCAUCCUCGCACAGGACAAGGCGCUCCAGGCGCUCGCCCACAACACGCUCGCCAAGGAGCGCUCGCUGCUCAUCAUGGGCCGAGGCUACCAGCACGCCACCUGCCUCGAGGGUGCGCUCAAGAUCAAGGAGGUCUGCUACAUGCACUCGGAGGGCAUCCUCGCCGGCGAGCUCAAGCACGGCCCGCUCGCGCUCAUCGACGAGUCGAUGCCCGUCAUCCUCAUUAUGACCAAGGACUCGCUCUACCCCAAGGUGCAGACCGCCCUCAUGCAGGUCACCGCUCGCAAGGGCCAGCCCAUCAUCAUCUGCAACGACGACGACCAGGACAUCAAGGAGGGCAUGAAGACCAUCCGCGUGCCCCGCACCGUCGACUGCCUCCAGGGUCUCUUGACCGUCGUGCCGCUCCAGCUGCUUUCCUACCACCUGGCCACGGCUGCCGGCGUCGACGUCGACUUCCCGCGCAACCUUGCCAAGUCUGUCACCGUCGAGUAA
Moesziomyces antarcticus is the source of this 2100-nucleotide messenger RNA. RefSeq names its product L-glutamine D-fructose 6-phosphate amidotransferase. The transcript is spliced from 2 exons. The record is from RefSeq and is a predicted model, not a curated record. NCBI's taxonomy places the organism in Eukaryota, Fungi, Basidiomycota, Ustilaginomycetes, Ustilaginales, Ustilaginaceae. Gene Ontology annotation, molecular function: carbohydrate derivative binding; L-glutamine:D-fructose-6-phosphate transaminase (isomerizing) activity. Gene Ontology annotation, biological process: protein N-linked glycosylation; fructose 6-phosphate metabolic process; UDP-N-acetylglucosamine metabolic process. The coding region runs from base 1 to 2100 and encodes 699 amino acids.